UGUGCUCAAUUUCAUAUGCGGCAAUUCCUCCAAGAUCUCUUCUUUAGUUGGGGGAAAAAUCCGCACGAAUCGGAUUUUUUGAGGAACAUAUCGAGAGAGAAUUGGUUAGACAAUGUGUGGUUGUUAAACAAGGAUCGGUUUUUUAGCAAGAUACGGAAUGUAUCGUCAAAUAUUCAAUAUGAUUCCACAAGAUCUAGUUUCGUUCAAGUAACGGAUUCUAGCCAAUUGAAAGGAUCCUCUGAUCAAUCCAGAGAUCAUUUCGAUUCCAUUAGUAAUGAGGAUUCAGAAUAUCACACAUUGAUCAAUCAAAGAGAGAUUCAACAACUAAAAGAAAGAUCGAUUCUUUGGGAUCCUUCUUUUCUUCAAACGGAACGAACAGAGAUAGAAUCAGACCGAUUUCCUAAAUGCCUUUCUGGAUAUUCCUCAAUGUCCCGGCUAUUCACGGAACGUGAGAAGCAGAUGAAUAAGCACCUGCUUCCGGAAGAAAUCGAAGAAUUUCUUGGGAAUCCUACAAGAUCCAUUCGUUCUUUUUUCUCUGACAGAUGGUCAGAACUUCAUCUGGGUUCGAAUCCUACUGAGAGGUCCACUAGAGAUCAGAAAUUGUUGAAGAAAGAACAAGAUGUUUCUUUUGUCCCUUCCAGGCGAUCGGAAAAUAAAGAAAUAGUUAAUAUAUUCAAGAUAAUUACGUAUUUACAAAAUACCGUCUCAAUUCAUCCUAUUUCAUCAGAUCCGGGAUGUGAUAUGGUUCCGAAGGAUGAACUGGAUAUGGACAGUUCCAAUAAGAUUUCAUUCUUGAACAAAAAUCCAUUUUUUGAUUUAUUUCAUCUAUUCCAUGACCGGAACAGGGGGGGAUACACGUUACACCACGAUUUUGAAUCAGAAGAGAGAUUUCAAGAAAUGGCAGAUCUAUUCACUCUAUCAAUAACCGAGCCGGAUCUGGUGUAUCAUAAGGGAUUUGCCUUUUCUAUUGGAUUGGAUCAAAAACAAUUCUUGAAUGAGGUAUUCAACUCCAGGGAUGAAUCGAAAAAGAAAUCUUUAUUGGUUCUACCUCCUAUUUUUUAUGAAGAGAAUGAAUCUUUUUAUCGAAGGAUCAGAAAAAAAUGGGUCCGGACCUCCUGCGGGAAUGAUUUGGAAGAUCCAAAACCAAAAAUAGUGGUAUUUGCUAGCAACAACAUAAUGGAGGCAGUCAAUCAAUAUAGAUUGAUCCGAAAUCUGAUUCAAAUCCAAUAUAGCACCUAUGGGUACAUAAGAAAUGUAUUG
This is a messenger RNA of Prunus dulcis (almond), 1260 nucleotides long. RefSeq names its product protein Ycf2-like. The annotation marks the transcript as partial. Lineage: Eukaryota; Viridiplantae; Streptophyta; Magnoliopsida; Rosales; Rosaceae. The record is from RefSeq and is a predicted model, not a curated record. The transcript has a single exon.